AUGGGGAAUAAGUUGACAGGAGAUCGGGGCGCCACCUGGGUCUCAGUACAUCGGGACUCCACAAUGCAGGACAGCAGUAAAUCCGCCUUCAUCUCCACCGGAAAAGGGGAAAAUGUUUUGAUCGGAAGUAAAGCUGCCACUCUCUACCUCAGUUCUAGUUCACUAAAGCUUCACGACAAAAGAUGCAGCAGUAGGGAGUCUGUAGUAGCCGGAUCUCCCAUCGGAACCGGAAGUAAGCCCCAGUCUCCUGCCCAGUCUGAAUUAAAUGCUGACGUCAAAAAACCCGGAACUGCACCCGGAAGAAGCACUGCAUACUCCCGGCGAUCUCAGGAUGACGAGAGUGUCUCGACGGAAUUCUCCAAGCUUCAGCCAAUCAGAGAGUUUACCUUUACCGGAUAUGACAUCAUGGCUGAUGUUGAGCCGGAACCAAAGGUAGAGGAAGUAGACGUGAAGCCAAAGGGGCGCCUACAGGCUUACCUGGACUCGUGUAAUCUACUGGGGAUCACCCCCGUCACCUACCUCAGCAAACAGAUGUCAAACAAGGGCCUGGUGAUGAGGAGUCACAGUAUAGGACCCUUGGGGGCGCGGGCGCUCGCCAUAGCUUUACUCAAUAAUGACGUCAUAACCAGCCUCGAUUUAGAGGAUGACGGAAUCGAGGCUGAUGGAGCUAAAGCUAUAGCAGAAAUGUUAGAAGUUAAUAGUAACAUCGUAGACGUGAAUAUCUCGGAGAACUGUAUAGGAACAAACGGGGCACGUGCAAUAUCUAAAUUGAUGAAAACUAAUCAGUUUAUCCAGUCCCUGGAUAUAUCAGGAAGUAAUCUAGUCGAUAGUGAUGCAUAUCUGAUAGCUGAUAUCUUACAGAAUAAUACAACACUUAGAGAACUGAUAUUAAGUCACAAUGGAUUCUGUGAGCAAGGGGGAUACAUCCUAGCACAAGCAAUAGCCAAUAAUGAUACUGUAAGAAUCCUCGAUUUAAGUUGGAAUCACUUGAGGGGUAAGGGGUCCCUCGCCAUCACUGCUAGUCUACAGAAAAAUAUAGGUCUCAGAAAGCUCGAUCUAGCGUGGAAUGGUUUUGCUAAGAACGACGCCAUAGUGCUGUGUAAAUCGCUGAAGGAAAACACGACACUAAAGGAACUGGACAUCUCACACAACAGACUAGACAAGGAGGGGAUAGGGUACCUCAUGCAAGGGGUCAAAGACAGUGACGGCCUGGAAAUCCUCAGGAUGGGAGGAAACUCUAUCACGCCAGAACUUGCCAUUAUCAUUUUGUCCUGCAUUGCUCAGUCAGAUUCCUGCAGGAUCAGUCUGCUAGACCUCGGGAGCAGCGAAGUGGACGAAGAUUUCCUGUCCCAGCUGGAUGACCUUCAGUCAACCAGGUCAUUAAAUGUGGUUCACGGACAAGUGAUCAAGCGUGAAAACGCACGUGGAAGGAAAGGGGACGGUAUAGACGGAAAUUUGGACGCGGUGUAUGAGUUGUAUAAGUACAUGCACGAGCACAAUUACCGUGUGAUAGAUCUGAUGAAGUGGCUGGACAAGGACGGAGAUAUGAGCGUCAGCAGGGAGGAGUUCAAACGCGGGAUGAUGGUGGCGGAGGUUCCCUUGACUGAACACCAGCUGGAUGAAAUGUUGGACAAACUGGACAUGGAUGGAGAUGGCGAGGUCGACUUCUCAGAGUUGUUAAUUGGAGAGCGAGAUUUUAGAAGACGAAUGAGAAGGAAACAGGAGAGAGAGAAGGCAGCACGAAAAGAGAAAAAGAAGCUACAGGGAAUAGACAAAAUUAUUCUCACAUCAAUGUCGGAAAAAACGUAGCAGGCCAUGGACAUAAACAUGACGUCAUUUGUAUCUGUACCUCAUUAACUUAUUGCUCA
Saccostrea echinata is the source of this 1868-nucleotide messenger RNA. Its product is annotated as leucine-rich repeat-containing protein 74A-like. Gene Ontology annotation, molecular function: protein binding; calcium ion binding. Bases 1 to 1809 code for a protein of 602 amino acids. The transcript has 13 exons. The record is from RefSeq and is a predicted model, not a curated record. NCBI's taxonomy places the organism in Eukaryota, Metazoa, Mollusca, Bivalvia, Ostreida, Ostreidae.